AUGGCGGUUUCCCAGAAACCCCAGUCAGGUACCGGCCAACUUGAAGUUCACGCCUUUUGUGGCUCUUCUAUUUCCACACUUUCAUGCACAUAUCCUCUGAAACUUGUGUCGCCGCCAUCCAGACCAACUGACCGCGCUGUCCUUGUCUUUAUGAUGAGUUACGGUGGCGGGCUGGUCGCCGGCGACCGUGUAGACUUGAACAUCAGAGUUCGGCCGAAGUCGCGACUAGCCCUUCUCACGCAAGGAAGCACGAAGGUGUACAAGACACCAUCCAAGUCAAUAUGUUCACACCAAAACCUCACCGUCACAGUGGAUGAAGGAGCAGCGCUCCUGCUGUUACCGGACCCGGUACAGCCAUUCAAAGACAGUUUGUAUGAGCAAUGUCAAAUAUUCCAUGUCCACCAUUCUUUGUCCAGUACACUAGUCCUAGACUGGGUUUCCGAAGGACGAACUGCGAUAGGCGAGGCAUGGAAUUUUUUUGGAUGGAAAGGUCGAAAUGAGAUUUGGUCACUUCCUAAUCCAAACAAAGGAACCACGAAGAAGCUUUUGAUCCGAGAUAGUCUGGUUCUGGAUGAAACAUCGUCUACCAAGCCAAGCUAUAAAAAUGAGAUGGACGGUCUCGGAGUUUUUGGUACUCUCAUCAUCCGGGGCCCAAUGUUCCGUACUCUCGGUGACUUCUUUCUCGGAGAGUUCUCCCAUCUCCCGCGUAUUCGAGCAAAUGGGAAACCUCAUGAACAAGUUGAUUUGCACUUAGGUGAAUCUGUCAAAACAUGGACUGCUGCUUCUGUGCGAGGCUCUGUCAUAGUGAAAUUUGGGGCUCCGGAUGUAGAUGCUGCGAAACGUUGGUUGAGAGACAUGUUAUUACGAGAUGGAACAGUGGAGAAGGAAUUUGGAGCACGCUCUUUGUUGUGUCUGCAGUGA
Penicillium crustosum is the source of this 921-nucleotide messenger RNA. Its product is annotated as urease accessory protein UreD. The record is from RefSeq and is a predicted model, not a curated record. The transcript has a single exon. The coding region runs from base 1 to 921 and encodes 306 amino acids. NCBI's taxonomy places the organism in Eukaryota, Fungi, Ascomycota, Eurotiomycetes, Eurotiales, Aspergillaceae. Gene Ontology annotation, molecular function: nickel cation binding.